AUGUUAGAACGUUCUGGUUCUUUAACUUGUCGAUAUGAAAAGGCUGCACCUCCACCACCUUUAGUAAUAGCAAUAUCAUGUGUCACGCAGAAUCUCGUACGAAAAUUCAAUGAAACGUCAUCUUUAAAGGUAGAGAUGCUGGAAAACGCACUAACGCUCGCACCAACACUUAAAUUCUGUCUACUUGAUUUGGAUUUACGUGGGGUUGGUGGAUUAAAUAUUGAAGCGUCAUUAGCGUUAGGUGGUCCAGGAACACAAAUACUUCCUCAAUUGAUUAUUCCGAUCGUGCACCAUUUUUUGGAUUUGUGA
This is a messenger RNA of Ambispora gerdemannii, 309 nucleotides long. The record is from the annotation of a GenBank genome assembly. Lineage: Eukaryota; Fungi; Glomeromycota; Glomeromycetes; Archaeosporales; Ambisporaceae.